Cryptomeria japonica (Japanese cedar) is the source of this 1731-nucleotide messenger RNA. RefSeq lists its product as uncharacterized. Bases 246 to 1169 code for a protein of 307 amino acids. Gene Ontology annotation, biological process: maturation of 5.8S rRNA; maturation of LSU-rRNA. The record is from RefSeq and is a predicted model, not a curated record. The transcript has 9 exons. Lineage: Eukaryota; Viridiplantae; Streptophyta; Pinopsida; Cupressales; Cupressaceae. Gene Ontology annotation, cellular component: nucleolus; preribosome, large subunit precursor.
GGUUUAAGACUUCUCCCAUAUUAAUUCUCUCAUAACGAUAAUGAACUCCUUUUUCGUGCGAACUAGGAAUUUGCACAAAUUGCUUUUCGCUCAGUCUUCACAUAAUCCUACACACAGAGAAACCAGGCGGUGGAAUUACUGUGCAUACAUUUAAAAAUAUUUGAGGGCAAGGGAGUUUUCGCUGUAUUUUACAGUAAAGGAUAGCGGGGAUAUUCAGGUAUUUGAAAUUGUAGACAGCAGUCGCUAUGCAGCACGACGAGGUAAUAUGGCAGGUCAUUCGCCACAAUCAUUGCAGUUUUAUGGCCAAAACACAAACACAAAAUUUUUGCCGAAACGAGUACAAUGUUACUGGGCUUUGUAACAGGAGCUCAUGCCCACUUGCCAACAGCAGAUAUGCAACUAUUCGGGAACAUGAAGGGAUUCUCUAUUUGUACAUGAAGUCAAUUGAAAGAGCUCAUAUGCCAAACAAACUAUGGGAAAGGGUUAAACUUCCAAGAAAUUAUGAGAAAGCACUGGAAACAAUUGAUAAAUUUUUGCAAUAUUGGCCAAAAUUUCUUGUUCACAAGAACAAACAGCGGCUGACAAAGAUGACACAAUAUUUAAUACGUAGGAGGAAACUUGCCUUAAAAGUCAGGGAGAAAGUCCUGACUAUGCCUACCAAGCAGAGGAAGAGAGAAGCAAGGAGAGAAGCAAAAGCUGAAAUUGCAGCCGUUCUAGAUAGAGCCAUAGAGAAAGAACUAAUAGAAAGGUUACAAAGUGGCACUUAUGGUGACAUAUACAAUUUCCCUGUCAAAGAAUAUGAAAAGGUCCUAGAAAUGGAGGAAAUGCAGGCAGCUAGUGAGGAAGAAGACAAUGCAGAGGAGGAGCUGGAGCCUGAAGUAGAGUAUGUGGAAGACUAUGAAAUGGAAGAAGAUGACAUGGAAGACUUUGAUGUUGCUGGUGUUGAUGAUGAAGGUCCAUCAAUUUCAGAUGAAGAUGACAUGGAUCAAGAUGCCGAAGAUGUGAAUAUGGUUGGGGCUGUGAAGACAAAGAAGUCACGGACAGAGUCAGGGUCAGCUCAAAGGAAGAUUGACACAGAUAAUUUUAAGACAAAGUUGAAGAGGAAAACAAGACCUUAUGUGGAGGUUGAAUAUGAGGAUGCUGCUCAACAAGAAGUUGCAUACAGCUAAAUUGGCCUAAUAUCCAAUGACAAUUUUUGUUUAUCAACGCUGAUUUGGGAAUGGCGAAUUCUUAGAAGAUUAAAAACACAGUAAUCUUUUUUUCUUUGGUUCAAUUUAUUGGUUUUCUGCUUUGCCCUCUCUGUAGUUGUAAAUGAUUGGGAAGUCAGAAUCUCAUUUAAUGGGCUUGUACUUAUAAGUCUAUGUCGCCAUUCAACAAUAUUUACGACAUUAUGUUGCUGUACUAGCUCUAGUAUUGGUUCAUGCUGAGCUUUUUGCUUGUAUCCCGACUAGUCAUCUUUAUAGAAGAGUUAACUACAAUUAAUAAUUCAUUCGCAUGGACAAAGGAUCGUCAAUUUGAAAUUCUGUUCGUUUCACUCCAAUGAUGAUCGGUUUUGGUCACCAGAUACAUGUAGCUCUAUUAAAUGAAGGAUGGCAGCUUUACUUGACUAUAGAGUUCAAUAGCAGAAAAUUAAAAACAUGAGGUUAUACUUGGGAAUUGGUUUUCAUUAUGGAUAUUUGUUUUGAUUUUCUUAUCCAAGAUACUUAUGACGUGCAUAAAAUUAUAAUUUAA